AUUCCUAUUGGCUUUUCAUUUUCAUUUUCAUUUUUAUUUUUGUUAAUAACAAUCAAAGGCAGCAACACAGAAUCGAUCAAUCAAUCAAUGGCUCUUACGCAGGUGUUGAGGCGCGUUCUUGGCUCCACCCCGAUCUCUUCAGCGGCUAGGGCUUUCUCUUCUGCUCCGGCUCCCAUCCCAGCAACUCUCUUUCCCGGUGACGGUAUUGGCCCCGAGAUUGCCGAGGCCGUCAAACAGGUGUUUCAAGCAGCUGAGGUGCCAAUUGAGUGGGAAGAGCACUAUGUGGGCGAUCAAAUAGAUCCAAGAACCCAGAGUUUUCUAACAUGGGAGAGUUUGGAAUCAGUAAGAAGAAACAAGGUGGGCUUGAAAGGGCCAAUGGCCACGCCGAUUGGAAAAGGCCAUCGUUCCUUGAAUCUUACCCUUAGGAAAGAGCUUAAUCUGUAUGCCAAUGUUAGGCCUUGCUAUAGUCUCCCUGGGUAUAAAACUCGGUAUGACAAUGUUAAUCUUAUCACUAUUCGUGAGAAUACAGAAGGAGAAUACAGUGGACUUGAACACCAAGUGGUUAGAGGUGUAGUUGAAAGUAUCAAAAUCAUUACUCGUCAGGCAAGUUUGAGAGUGGCUGAAUAUGCUUUUCACUAUGCAAAGAUCCAUGGACGAGAGAGAGUAUCUGCUAUACACAAAGCUAAUAUUAUGCAGAAAACGGAUGGUCUUUUUCUCAAGUGCUGUCGUGAGGUUGCUGAGAAGUACCCUGAGAUCACUUAUGAGGAAGUUGUUAUUGACAACUGCUGUAUGAUGCUUGUGAAGAAUCCAGCACUUUUUGAUGUGCUGGUGAUGCCUAACCUCUAUGGUGACAUUAUCAGUGACCUUUGUGCGGGGUUGAUUGGUGGUUUGGGCUUAACACCAAGCUGCAAUAUUGGUGAGGGAGGAAUCGCCCUGGCUGAAGCUGUGCAUGGUUCUGCUCCUGACAUUGCUGGGAAGAAUUUGGCAAAUCCCACUGCUCUGCUGUUAAGUGCUGUCACAAUGUUGCGCCAUUUAGAGCUCUAUGACAAGGCCGAGAGGAUCCAGAAUGCUAUCCUUACCACAAUUGCAGAGGGAAAAUACCGAACUGCAGACCUAGGUGGUUCUUCAUCGACUACUGAUUUUACAAAGGCAAUAUGCGGUCAUCUUUAAGGAUUCUUAUGGCGGAUUUUAGUCUUUCUUUGGUAUCUCGAAAUAGUUCUCUAUGAUGUCGCUUUUAGGGGCAUUGUUUUUGUUCAGUGUUUUAAAAGGGAUGAAUAAGACCACAUUAUUUUGAUGGGGUUGUAUAGAAGCUCACGGAGUUGCUCUUCCAAACAUCAAGGCCAUAUAUAAUUUCUCCUUUUUAGCAAAUUUGUGUGCUCACUGCUCACCUUAUUAUGAACAAAAUUAUUAGAAUGUCAAAACGCAGAAGGGCUAUUAUUCAA
Messenger RNA from Populus nigra (black poplar), 1442 nucleotides. Its product is annotated as isocitrate dehydrogenase [NAD] catalytic subunit 5, mitochondrial-like. The transcript has 7 exons. Gene Ontology annotation, biological process: isocitrate metabolic process; tricarboxylic acid cycle. Gene Ontology annotation, cellular component: mitochondrion. Bases 88 to 1170 code for a protein of 360 amino acids. Gene Ontology annotation, molecular function: NAD binding; magnesium ion binding; isocitrate dehydrogenase (NAD+) activity. The record is from RefSeq and is a predicted model, not a curated record. NCBI's taxonomy places the organism in Eukaryota, Viridiplantae, Streptophyta, Magnoliopsida, Malpighiales, Salicaceae.